CCUUGCUUGUAUUAACAAAAAAAAAAAUGUCUGCUCUUAAUAACCAAAUCAUCGUUGUUGGUGGUGGUCUUUCAGGUCUUGCUGCUGCUCACACUGUAGUCGAACAAGGUGGCAAUGUUCUUUUGCUUGAUAAAAAUCCUUUCUUUGGUGGUAACUCUACCAAAGCCACUUCUGGUAUCAAUGGUGCUUUGACGCGUACACAAGUUUCUUUAGACAUCAAGGAUUCCGUUGAGCAAUUUUAUCAAGAUACACUCAAGUCUGCACGUGAUUUAGCUCGUCCUGAUCUCAUUCGUGUCUUAACAGGUCGUUCAAGUUCCGCUGUUGAAUGGCUUCAAGAGAAAUUCACUCUUGACCUUUCUUUAGUAUCUCGUUUGGGUGGUCAUACUUUCCCUCGUACCCAUCGUGGUAAAGAACAAUUCCCUGGUAUGACUAUCACUUAUGCAUUGAUGGAAGGACUCGAAGAAUUAGCUGAGAAGCAACCUAACAGAGCCAAGAUUAUUAAGAAGGCCAAGGUUGAAAACUUGAUUAAGGAUGCCAACGGCCAAGUCAUUGGUGUUGAGUAUAUCAUGGUUGGUAAAGGUGCCGAUAAUACCAUCUUCAAGGAAUAUGGUCCUGUCAUCUUAGCCACCGGUGGUUACGCUGCUGAUUUCACGAAGGAUUCCCUCCUUAAGCAACAUCGUCCUGAACUUUAUGAAUUGUCUACCACUAAUGGUGACCAUUGUACUGGUGAUGGUAUCAAGAUGGCUGCUGCUGUUGGUGCCAACACUAUUGAUCUUGAGAAGGUUCAAGUUCAUCCUACUGGUUUAGUAGACCCUAAGGAACCUGAUGCCAAGGUCAAGUUCUUGGCUGCUGAAGCUCUUCGUGGUUGUGGUGGUCUUUUAUUGAAUGCUGAUGGUGAUCGUUUCUGUGAUGAAUUGGGUCAUCGUGAUUACGUCACUGGCAUGAUGAACAAGAACAAGUUCCCUAUUCGCCUCGUAUUAAACACCGCUGCUUCCAAGGAAAUCGAAUGGCAUUGUCGUCACUAUGCUGGUCGUGGUCUUAUGAAGCGUUUCGAUAACGGACAAGCCCUUGCUAAGGAAAUGGGUAUUACUCCUCAACAUCUUGAAGAAACUUUUGAAACAUAUAACAAGAUUGCUGAUGGUAAGAUCAAGGAUCCUUGGGGAAAGCGUUUCUUCCAUAACGUCCCUAUCAAGAUGACUGAUUACUUUUAUGUUGCUCAUAUGCAACCUGUUCUUCAUUAUACCAUGGGUGGUGUUGAAAUUACCCCUGAUGCCGAAAUUAAAGCUACCAAUGGUACACCUAUUCCUGGUCUCUUUGCUACCGGUGAAAUGUGUGGUGGUGUUCACGGUGCCAACCGUCUUGGUGGUUCUUCUCUUUUGGGUUGUGUUGUCUUUGGUCGUGUUGCCGGUGAGACUGCCGCCAAGCACUUGUUCUCCCAAUUGGUUAACAGUAACCAAACCCAAGUUGCUCAACAACGUUUGGGUGCCAUUGGUCAACAUUUGAACGGAGGCUUCGGUAUUAACAUCACUGUUAGCCCUAACAACUCUGUGAUUUUAGAGCUCAGUUUACCUCAAUCCGGCGCUGGCGCUGGCGCUGCUCCCGCUAUCGCCGCCCCUGCUGUUGAAGCUGCCCAACCUGCUGAAGAGCCCAAGAAGGCUGACGAGCCCAAAAAGAUGGGAGAAUAUACAUUGGCUGAAGUCGGAAAGCAUAACAAGGCUGAUGACUGUUGGGUUGUUGUUAACGGUGAAGUUUUAGAUGUUACUGAUUUCCUUGCUGAUCAUCCUGGAGGAAAGAAGGCAAUUCUUAUCUAUGCUGGUCGCGAUGCUACCGAAGAGUUCAACAUGAUGCAUAAGCCUGAUGUCGUUCAAAAGUAUGCUCCAUAUGCUAUUAUUGGUACCCUCAAGAAGUAAAUAAGUAAAACAAAACAAAAUAUUCACAUGCCUUUGGUUCCUAUUUAUUGUACACGCGCAACACAUAACAAACAAAACAUUUUAUGACUGUAAAUUGAUAAAAAAAUAAAUAAAAAAAGUUUAUUCCGUACACAUAA
Mucor mucedo is the source of this 2047-nucleotide messenger RNA. Its product is annotated as FAD binding domain-containing protein. Gene Ontology annotation, molecular function: FMN binding; oxidoreductase activity; heme binding. The record is from RefSeq and is a predicted model, not a curated record. The transcript has 3 exons. The coding region runs from base 27 to 1910 and encodes 627 amino acids. NCBI's taxonomy places the organism in Eukaryota, Fungi, Mucoromycota, Mucoromycetes, Mucorales, Mucoraceae.